Messenger RNA from Bathycoccus prasinos, 864 nucleotides. RefSeq lists its product with no specific name. Bases 1 to 864 code for a protein of 287 amino acids. Gene Ontology annotation, cellular component: 90S preribosome. The record is from RefSeq and is a predicted model, not a curated record. The transcript has a single exon. Lineage: Eukaryota; Viridiplantae; Chlorophyta; Mamiellophyceae; Mamiellales; Bathycoccaceae.
AUGGUUGCCAAACCGAAGAAGGCACCAGCCGCCAGCGCAGCGAAGAAAACAAAAGCAGCAACAACAACAACAACAACAAAAAAAAAGACGAAGAAGAAAGAAGAAGAGGACGAGGAACAACCUCAACCAUCCCGAGUGGAUAAAGCGCAGAUACAAAAAGCAAUCGCCGCGUUGCGUUUGCAUUUGGACAAAGUAAAGCAAGAGAAAGAGAAAGAUCCUUUGUUUGAAGACGAAGGCGACGAUGCGUACAGCGUUCUCAUCUCUUUGCGAACGCAACCGGUUGGAAGCGCGAAGAGCAACGCGAAAAUGAAAGCCAUUCGCAUUCCACAUUCUAUGAUUAACUUAGAAACCGCAGAGUUGUGCUUGAUUGUAAAAGAUAACGACGGUAAAGGACACAAAGAGGCAAAAUUGAAGGUCGAGUCCAUGGGAGAGGACAAAGCGGGAAUAGCGAAAGUUUUAGGAGUGAGCAAGUUGCGAAACAACUACAAACCGCACGAGGCGAAGAGAAAGCUGUGCGAUUCGUACGAUUUAUUCUUAGCAGACGAGAGAGUGAUUCCAGUGUUACCUAAACUGCUCGGUAAGACGUUUUUCAAGAAGAAGCGACAACCGAUUCCGGUCGAUUUGACAAAGAAGGACUGGGCCAAGGAAAUUCGAAGCAAGACGUCGGCGACGUAUUUGAGUUUGAGUAGCGGGACGUGCGUUCGCGUGAAAACGGGUACAUCCGCGAUGAGCGUAGAAGACGUCGUGGAAAACACCGUCGUUGCCAUAGAAGGUGCGGUAAAACACAUCCCUCGACGAUGGGGCAACAUCCAGAGUAUUUUCGUCAAAUGUAACGAAACAGUCGCCCUGCCGUUGUAUCCUUAA